GGAUUAAUUAUUCCAUAUUAGUACACCUCACGAGCAGUUUUUUUUGAAACAAUACGCAGUCACGCACCAUACGGCUACACUCAUCCUCCACCCAAAACUCAAGACCUGCAGAUCAGCUAAAACGCCGUAUCUCCACUUUCCCGCACCUCCUUCCAACAAUCGAAUAACAGAGUUACAGAGGUACAAACAAUUGGCGAAGGAGGAGGAAGAUACCAAAGUUUUCUUUCUCCUCAACUCUCUCAUUCUCGCUGGUAUUUGUUCCGCCAUUAGAGGAUGACGGAGGUGGCAAGCUCGGUAGUACACGAAGUGUUGGGAAGACGAGCCGAAGACAUAGACCAACCUAUUAUUGAUUACAUCGUCAAUGUCCUCGCCGACGAAGAUUUCGAUUUCGGCGCCGAAGGCGACGGCGUUUACGACGCACUCGGCGAGCUCCUUGUCGAUUCUGGCGCCGUUACCGAUUUCUCUGAGUGCCGCUCUGUGUGUAGCAUAUUAUGUGAUAAAUUUGGGAAACAUGGAUUAGUUAAGCCAAAGCCGACUGUAAGAAGUCUAGCAGCACCAGUAAGGAUGUUUGAUGGGAUGGACGAAGAUGUCGUGCCAAAAAAAAAGGUUGAGGAGGUAGAUGGCCCUCUAUUGACUGAGCGUGACAAAAUGAAGAUUGAGAGGAAGAAGAGGAAGGACGAACGUCAAAGAGAGGUUCAAUACCUGAAGCAUGUGGAAGAAAUGGAAGCUGUCAGAGCAGGAAUGCCUGUUGUAUGUGUAAAUCACGGGCAAGACACUGGUGGACCUACUAUCAGGGAUAUCCAUUUAGAUAGCUUUACUGUAUCUGUUGGAGGCCGGGAUCUCAUUGUAGAUGGUUCAGUGACUCUUUCUUUUGGGAGACACUAUGGGCUUAUUGGAAGAAAUGGUACAGGAAAAACUACAUUCCUCAGGCACCUGGCCUUGAAGGCCAUUGAUGGUAUCCCAAAAAAUUGCCAAAUACUACAUGUGGAGCAAGAAGUGGUGGGAGAUGACACAACAGCCUUACAAUGUGUACUCAAUUCAGACAUUGAACGAAACCAGCUUUUGCAAGAAGAAGCUCGCUUAUUAGCACUGCAGAGAGAACAUGAACUUCAGGGCUCAGAUGAAAAAAGCAAUGGUGCAUUGAAUGGAGAUAUUGGUAAAGAUAACAUUACGGAGAGGCUGCAAGAAAUAUACAAAAGACUUGAACUCAUAGAUGCUGAUUCUGCAGAGGCACGAGCUGCUUCAAUCCUUGCGGGUCUCAGUUUCUCACCGGAGAUGCAGCAUAAGGCCACAAGAACCUUUUCUGGAGGAUGGAGAAUGCGUAUAGCUCUUGCACGUGCGUUGUUUAUAGAGCCUGAUCUAUUACUUCUUGAUGAACCGACAAACCACCUUGAUCUGCAUGCUGUGCUAUGGCUGGAGUCUUACUUAUUGAAAUGGCCCAAAACAUUUAUAGUUGUGUCUCAUGCCAGAGAAUUUUUGAAUUCGGUUGUCACUGAUAUUAUUUAUCUACAUGGGCAAAAAUUGACUACAUUCAAAGGAGAUUAUGACACAUUUGAGAGGACAAGAGAGGAACAACUGAAGGUUCAACAGAGAGCAGUUGAGGCUAAUGAAAAAUCCAGGUCGCAUAUGCAGGCUUUUAUUGACAAAUUCCGUUACAAUGCGAAGCGUGCAUCUCUUGUUCAAUCUAGAAUCAAGGCACUGGACCGCUUGGGUGUUGUUGAUGCAAUUGUUAAUGAUCCUGAUUACAAGUUUGAAUUUCCAACACCAGAUGACCGACCAGGUCCUCCUAUCAUAAGUUUCAGUGAUGCAUCUUUUGCCUAUCCUGGCGGACCGACAUUGUUCAAGAAUUUGAAUUUUGGGAUUGAUUUGGACAGUCGUAUUGCUAUGGUUGGUCCUAAUGGUAUCGGCAAGUCCACAAUACUCAACUUGAUUGCUGGGGAACUGCAACCAAGCUCAGGAACUGUAUUCCGCUCAGCCAAGGUCCGUAUUGCUGUAUUUAGUCAGCACCAUGUUGAUGGAUUGGACUUGUCCUCAAAUCCUCUUCUAUAUUUGAUGCGCUGCUUCCCGGGUGUUCCUGAACAGAAGUUGAGAGGUCAUUUGGGUUCAUUUGGUAUAACUGGAAAUCUUGCACUCCAGCCUAUGUACACCUUAUCUGGUGGUCAAAAAAGCAGAGUAGCUUUUGCAAAGAUUACUUUCAAGAAGCCACAUUUAUUAUUGCUGGACGAGCCAUCAAAUCAUCUUGAUUUGGAUGCCGUAGAAGCUCUUAUCCAGGGUCUUGUUAUGUUUCAAGGAGGAAUACUAAUGGUUAGUCACGAUGAACACUUAAUUUCCAACAGUGUUGAUGAGCUGUGGGCAGUGUCUGAUGGGAUCGUGACACCUUUCCGUGGGACAUUUCAAGAUUAUAAGAAGUUACUGCACUCAUCUUGAGUUGAGUCAGUUUUCAAAACAUGAGUUCUAAAGUUUUUAUGUAGCGAACACAGAAUAUGUUUUUAUGUGGUGGGCAUAGAAUAUCACUAAUGUGAAAUGGCAGAAGUGUUCGAAACAAUAGCAAACAUGCUGCUGUAUGUUGCCGCUAAUUAAGUGUUGGAGUGUAUUAUUGUGUUAUUCUUACGAACAAAUACUAUACAGCAAUCACUAAUUGAAUAUAUUCAUAUGCAACAUGCAAAAAAGCUGAAAAAUACGAAGUAA
This is a messenger RNA of Chenopodium quinoa (quinoa), 2688 nucleotides long. RefSeq names its product ABC transporter F family member 3-like. The transcript is spliced from 18 exons. Gene Ontology annotation, molecular function: ATP binding; ATP hydrolysis activity. Bases 274 to 2427 code for a protein of 717 amino acids. NCBI's taxonomy places the organism in Eukaryota, Viridiplantae, Streptophyta, Magnoliopsida, Caryophyllales, Amaranthaceae. The record is from RefSeq and is a predicted model, not a curated record.